AUGAACAGUCUGAUCAUUCUCUCGUUUGCAUUCGUCUUUUUGUUAUCUUCAACGUCUGCAUGGCCGUUUCGUCGAAGAGACGUGUUAGACAAUUCGGUGAACAGUCCUGACGGUGUGAUCGCUCAUCUUCAGCAUUUUGGACCGAUGCUUUAUCGGUUUCCCGAUAACGAAACUGGGACGAUCGUAGCGAGCUGGCACGAGGGCUGGGACAGAAAUCCGGAGGAAUUGGGAAACUAUGCGGAGGGUGAUAUCCUUUUUCCGCCGCAGCUCGAAAAAAAUGGCCUGAAAGCGGAGUCCGCUAGAUGGCCUGGCGGUGUUGUGCCUUAUAUGAUUAGUCCUUAUUUCGAUACUCAAAAGCGAAACUUGAUUUUCGACGCCAUGAAUGACUAUCACAAAUAUACUUGCAUCAAGUUCAAACCCUAUACUGGUGAGGAGAACGAUUAUAUUAGAAUCACUGCUGGAAAUAGCGGCUGCUGGAGCAGCGUAGGAAGAAUCGGUGGACAGCAGGACGUAAAUCUUCAAGUUCCAGGCUGUUUGGUGAAAAAGGGUACAGUGAUACACGAAUUGAUGCAUGCAAUAGGGUUUUUGCACGAGCAGAGUAGAUUCGAGAGGGACGAAUACGUGACGAUCCAGUGGCAAAAUAUUUUGAAUGGACAUACUGGAAAUUUUGAAAAAGCCUCAAAACAGACCACUGACGCGUUCGGUGUUGGCUAUGAUUAUGGCAGCGUGAUGCAUUAUUCUGCAAACGCGUUUUCCAAGAACGGUCAACCCACCAUAAUGCCCAAAGAAACUGGCGGCCUUCUAAGUUUUAUUGGCGAAAUAUUCCAGGGUGCGAACAAAGGUCAGCUGGGACAAAGAGAAGGCUUCAGCAAGAGGGACAUUCAAAAGAUCCGGAAGAUGUACAAAUGUGGCAAACGUAGAAGAAACAGUUACUGAUUUUUGGAAAGUUGAACGAUUACUUGAUGGAAACUUUGACGUCCUCUAGCUUCUACAGGAAAGAUGAAAGUGGAGAAUCUAGUCCUUUAAUUAAGCUUUACCUCGUCUUUAAACUCUGUAUUC
This is a messenger RNA of Osmia bicornis bicornis, 1059 nucleotides long. Its product is annotated as zinc metalloproteinase nas-4-like. The transcript is spliced from 4 exons. Gene Ontology annotation, molecular function: metalloendopeptidase activity; zinc ion binding. The coding region runs from base 1 to 936 and encodes 311 amino acids. NCBI's taxonomy places the organism in Eukaryota, Metazoa, Arthropoda, Insecta, Hymenoptera, Megachilidae. Gene Ontology annotation, biological process: proteolysis. The record is from RefSeq and is a predicted model, not a curated record.